UGCGCGUUUGUAUGCGUGUGUAUGAAUCGCGAGCGCUCUUUGGGAUGUGAGCAACAAGGUUACUUUGGGAUCGCCCAUUGUCUGGGGAUGAGUAUGUUGAGGGGCCCAAGCCAUGACGAAACUAUUGCUGCAAUGGGCAGCAAUGGUAAAACACAGUUCUCCUCUAGUCUGUGGGUUCCUAGAGCAUCCUGGGGACCCCUCUGCAGUAGUUGUCAAGGCAGCUGAGUCAUGGAGUGCAUGGCCGGAGGCUCAGGCCUUGGAGGCGCCCUCCCCAAGGUUCGCAGCAGCUCACCCGGUGACUUGGGCUACCACACGCUGCUUCCCGCACCUGGAUGGCCAACCACGAGCAGUGUCCACCACCAGCGACAAUCGGCAAAGGGCUGCCUCUUUGACCGACUGCCCGACGACCUGCUGCUUCGUGUUCUCGCCUGCCUUUCGAGCGACGAACUGUGUCGGUGCGCACGCGUCUGUCGUCGGUGGUAUUUCCUAGCCUGGGAGCCUCGCUUGUGGACCAGCAUCGUGUUGGCAUCUGAACACCUGCCUGUUGACCAGGGGUUGCGCACCAUUUUCCGGUUGCUGAGCCGUGACACCCCUGGUGUGUGCUCUGCUGUGGAGCGCAUUAGCCUGAGUGGCUGCCUGUGCCUGACUGACAGUGGCCUCAGUGCGGUGGCUCGGAGAUGUCCCCAGCUACGGACGCUGGAAGUGCGCGGAUGUUCCCAAGUCACAGAUGUAGGUGUUUCAGAAGUGGUCACACGCUGCCUCAACUUGUCACGCCUCGAUGUCACUGGCUGUUACCAGGUGACGAGCAUACGUCCGAGGCAUGGGACCAGCUUGGAAGUGAACGAAUCUCUGGGUAGCUUGACUCCAUCGGGCGGAGGGCAACUGUACCUGCAGUAUGUCGACCUCACGGACUGUCAAGCCCUCGAGGACUCUGGGCUGAAAGCCCUCGCCAGAGCAUGCCCGCAACUCACACAUCUCUUCUUGCGGCGCUGUGUGCGACUCACUGAUGCUGCAUUGAAGUGCGUGGCCAGCUACUGUGUUGUGCUGAGAGAGCUUAGCGUCAGUGACUGCGUCCAGGUGACCGACUUCGGCUUGUACGAGCUUGCCAAGCUGGGCCCACACUUGCGUUACCUCAGCGUAGCCAAGUGCGAGAGGGUGUCCGACGCUGGACUGAAGCAGGUGUGCCGACACUGCUAUCGGUUGCGCUACCUCAAUGCCCGAGGCUGUGAGGCAGUCUCGGAUGCGACUCUGGAAGUGCUGGCUCGCUCGUGUCCGAGGCUUCGGGCACUUGACGUUGGCAAAUGCGAGGUCGGAGACCGGGGCCUGGCAUUCCUUGCCCGCCACUGCCUGAACUUGCGCAAGCUGAGCCUCAAGUCAUGUGAUCUAGUUACGGAUCGAGGACUGCAAGCUCUGGCCUACUUCUGCAGGGGCCUGCAGCAGCUUAGUCUGCAGGACUGUGCGGGGGUGACUGUGGAUGGCUACCGCAUUGUGCGGAAGUACUGCCGCCGCUGCAUCAUCGAGCACACCAACCCAGGCUUCCACUGAAACAGAAUUUCUCAGCCUAGUAUGCAAGAAUGGACAGAAAGAGAGGAGUCGUGUGUAGUUCAACAUCUGUGCUCAUGGCUAUCAGUUUUCUUACACUUGUCUCGUGUUGGGUUCCAAAAUCUUCAGAAAUGCUGUUGUAGUGACGCCGUCACUCUGAACAUUUGGAACUGCUAAUCGACCAGGUUAAUUCCAGUGAACAAGUCAUGACAAUUCACCAACUAAGUGAAAACUAGCAGUAUCACGAAGCAAAAAAGCAAGAGCUACAGUUAAACUAAAGAAAUCUUACACUUGAAGAUGGUUUAACCACUCAGACGCGGGUUUCUGACUGAAGGUGUUCAUCCUACGAAAAUCAACAAAAAUUGAGUUUUGAAAGAUCGUUUGUGACUGUAGAGUAAUUUAUUAGUUUUUCUUUGUUGGCUGGAAUGUGGUCUGCCAUUCGAUGCACAUGUUGGGGCUCAUGGGGAGCCUCUUUUCGUGAAAAUUCUCAAUGCUCUUGACCAACCACUAUCACUGAUUUGGGCCUCUACAAUUCUCUGACUUCUUGUGAAAAUUCUGUCUUAAAACCUAACGCCGCAUGGGGCAUUUAAUGCACAUGAAAUUGUAGUGCCAGCGCUUUGGACACUGUGUUGUUGCUGCGUGCAGUACACAAAGCUGACCUCAACGGGAAGUGCCUGGUCUCAUGUCACUGUGGUUACUACUGAGCAAUUAAGUCAUCUGGACAAAAAAGACAGCGAUGUAGGGUUCGAAGCAGCUUAUGAUAUCAAAAACACUAAUACUGGUUAUUGUUCAGGUUCUGGCAAAAGAGGCACUGUAACACUUAGCAAAAAAAAAAAAGUGCCAUUUGUUCACAAUUCUGCCGGUAACAUAACAAGCUAAGUACGCUGACCGAUUUUUCGGACUCCGAAAAUUCCGACUUGUUAGAUGUUUCGGGCUUCAAAAGUGCACCGUCAGGGUUUCUAUAGGGUUAAUGCAUUUUUUCGACCAAUUUUUCAGAUGAAUUCACCCCCGAAAGUUGGAUUUUUCGGAAUAAAUCGCUUGUGUGGAGCUGCGCCACGAACCCGUAUGGACGCCGUCAUGUUGGAUUUUCCACCGGCUUGACUAAGCUUAGUGGCUUAAUUUUAAAAUGGCUUUUCUGCCCCCAAGAUUGGAAAGAGAACGUCAUAUUUUAAAUCUCGGAGGCCGUGUCUGCUUUAGAAAACCCGGAACGGGACUAUUUUUUCGUCUUCAGUCAGCCAUAGUGGUCACUGUCGUCAUCACGCGGCACAAGGAGGAGGCGCAGCUGCGCAGUGGUGAAGUUAAUGUGCCUGCCAGAAUGACAUUAGGGAGCUUUAGAAUAGUGCACCGCGAGCCCUUGCGGUGCGGUCGCUGCCACUGCGCUUGCGUCGUAACGCGAGUCGCCGUUCGCGGCCCGCCCGCAGAAAAUCCGAAAUAGCGUGCAGCAAUUGCGGCUCCCGAAGUGUCUGUAGCUUUUGUGUAUUUGAGUUUGCGGUCGAGGCGAAAGUCUCUGAACUUUUCCUUAGGGUGAGCUAACGCUACUCUAAAACUCAUAAUGCAUCCACUAUACCUGCAACGCCCGCAGUGCCUGCAAACGUUAUUCUAAAACUCCCUAUAAAGACUUCGCUCGUGUGGACGAUGACAAUCUCGUGCGCGGAGCCCACAGACGAAGAAAUUCUUCGCCAGGUUGUGCCGCAGCCGGAGAGCGGUUCGGAUGAUGACGACGAUGACCGCCCGCAGCUGUCAGCAGUGGAGAUCACCUCUGCAGUGACGCUUUUGUCGAGCAUUUACGGUGACGAUGUCACCUUGGCGCAAAUACGGGCAAACCAAAUUGCUUCCAAGCGUAGUAUGAGGCAAGGCAGAAUCAUGUACUUUUUAAGCCUGCCUGAUGCAAUAAUGUUCAUAUUUCUGACAAAAACAACAUUUUUGGACUGUUCGAUUUUUCGAACUUUUUUUGGGUCCUCGCCAGGUACGAAAAAUCGGUCGGUGACUGUAUUAUCUAGCUCUUACCUGUAGAUAUGGAGACCCUCUCUUUCGUGCCUGUCAAUCAUGAUAUCGUCAGCCAGACUACGCCCACUGCAGGGUAAAGACCUCUCUCAUAUUCCUCUGAUCAGCCCGGUGCUGUGCUAGUUGUGGCCUUACUAGCUCCAUAAACUUCUCUGUCCUAUCUUUCCACCCAACUUCCUGCCUCUCCUCACACGCUUGCCUUUUUUUCUUUAAUCUAGUCUGUUACUCUCAAUGAUCUUGACCUCUCACUACACUAAAACUUGGAUAUAUAUAACAAAAUAUAAGUUAUAACAAAGUAUGUAAAUGAGGAAAAGUUCUGAUAGUGUUUGGAAUAUGCCCUAUAACGAAUUUCCAGGUAUAAUAAACUUAUUUUUGUGUAAGACGCAACUUUGUUCUAAUGAGGUUUGAGCGUACAUGCCCUGCCCCUACCCCACUUUUUCUUCUAAAUGAUAUCAUUGAUUUGCGCAAUUACUUGAGAGGCACAGUUGUUCAAAAGCAAACACUUGUUCAUGCAACCUUAAGCUUCUCUCUACAAACUGAAGAACAGGUGUGUCCUAGCCAUCCUGCACCACUUGUGUGUCGCCCUCACGCGUAUUGAUCAGGCUCUUUUCGGAGUGUUUUCACCUACAAAGCACGAAACGAAGAUGAGAUCAAUGGGCACAUGCAUCGCCAUUGGUUCGCUAUGGCCGAAAAACUUCAAAAUAAUAUAGAAUAGAUGACACAAGGACUGUUCUUUUUGUAUGCCUCCUCCUCUUAGGGUUGCUUUCCUGCAUUGCAAGUGCAUUCAUCCUGAGUUCCAUAUCGAACAAGCAAGAAGUCUUGAUCUGCAGCUGCAAAGGUUUCUUUCUUUGUCCAUCGUUUUGGUGCAGUGGUUACAGAGCUUGGCUGCUGACCCAAAAGUGGCGGGUUCGCUUUCGGCCGUGGCUGUCACAUUUUGAUGGAGGUGAAAUGCUGGAGGCCUGUGCAUUAUGCGAUUUCAGUGCGUGGUAAAGAGCGCCAAAUCGUUGAAAUUUUUGGAGCUCUUCACUACAGUUUCUCUCAUAAUCAUGGUGUGGUUUUUGCACAUGAAACCCGACAUUUUAUUGUCAUCAUUUUCUCUCUCUGGGAAAACUGUGCAGGUUAGCUUUGUAGCUUCAAACCAGCCAUGGUCGGUUAGCUGCCUUGGCAUUGCGCUGCUGAGCACAACAUCGUAGGUCUGCUUCCCAACCAUGGUGAUUGCGUUUCGAUCAAGCUUGUAUGUAAAACACUCGUAUACUCGGUUCACUUGGCAUAAAAAAAAAUAGUACCUGAAGUGCUGAUGUUGUUAAUUGACAUGCAGAUUGUGUUAUGCUGGCUCAAGAGCAAGGAGACGAUGCUGGGAACAAAGUGUCUUCCACGUUGAAAGAGUGGGCUUGUGUGCAGAUGAAGCUAUGUUCAGUCAUUUGUUUCACCAUAUGUGAGCCAACAUGUAAGAUAAUAGAAGGAACACACUCGGUUCUAUUUUUGUACAGUUGUACCCGCAUGACUUGUACAGAAGGAUUACUUGCAAUAGCAGCCACAUUUUUGCUGCUGGCUUGUAGAAAUAUACUGCUGUGCUCGAGUGUACAUUGCACGUGUAAAUUAUAUACCCCGGUUUCUAAGGCACGGCAAACGCUGAAAAGUGGGAUUCUAAAGUCUGCCUCACGUUUUGUCAUUCACACUAAUUUCGUCUAUGUAUUCAUUGCCACGUGGCCAAAUGCUGUUUUAAUUUAUAUGGCGCCACCUUGAGCUCGGUGUAUAUCCACUGUGUCCGAAGAACGCUGGGCAGAAUUUCGCUCCGUUAUAUUGUGUGCCUUUGUCAACGUCGGGGGAAAGUUGUCAAUCUGUAAAUCUCGUUAUAUUCUUUAUACAAUGUUCAUAUGGGCUGACAUGUGUAAAAUGUGUGCUUUAACCAAACGGGAAGACAUGAAAUGAGGUGCUCAGAUUUACUCAUCUUUCUAUCUCUCUUUUAUUCUUCACUCACUUUGUGAUUCUUCAUGGAAACUGAGUGCUAAAUCUCGUUACAUUCUUUAUACGAUGUUCAUAUGGACUGACAUGUGUAAAUGUGUGCUUUAACCAAACGGGAGGACAUGAAAUGAGGUGCUCAGAUUUACUCUUUUAUUUCUCACUCACUUUGUGAUUCUUCAUGGAAACUGAGUGCAAUAAGUGUGCCUUGUAAAAGGCUGAGUUGCCAUGAAUGAAUGUACCUGGUUAAGUGAUUAGGCAAUCGACUAACCAGUAUGGUUUCUUCUAUAGCGUUUUGGAAAGUGUCGCAAUGAAUAGGGCUUUUAUUCUUGUAUAUUUAGGCUGCAGUUGAAUCUUGACUUGGUAAAGGCAGUGACACGCGUAAACAAAGUCGCGGGAGCUCUACUGGCACAAGCAGUUUACAACUGCAAACCCUCACUCUGGGUUUCCUGUGCACUAAAUAAUUGCUUUCUUCAAUAUAGUCAUAUUAAUUGAUGUCAUCAUUGUAGCUAAAAGCGAGUAUACAGUAGACUUCCUUUAAGACAAACUCCAAGGGACCAGGAUCAUUUGUUCGUCUUAUUCACAACCAGGGGUGAUCCAGCCACUGAUUGUUAGGGAGGGGGGGGGUCACCUGAAUUAACGUCGGAGAGGAGCGCAUAGUCAUGACUUUCUUGUUUUCACUAACAGAAAAACUCCUACAUAGCAUAAAUACUGUUAAUGCAAAUGUGUGCUCACAGUGGUUUCACUCAUUUCUAACAACUGGUAAUAUAAGGUGAACUACGAGCACCAAAGUAAGGUGCUGACAGACAAUCUUUUUUCCCGUUUUCACUUUUAUUUGGAUUCUUUUUUUUUUUUUGCCCCUCCACUUCCUUGCAUUUUCCCCUCUAGCCAAGCUCUUGUGUUAUUCUGUUCUCUACUGUACUCCUGUUGGGGGAACUGAAGAACAUGAGGAGAAUACAAAAAGGUGAAAACUU
Messenger RNA from Rhipicephalus microplus (southern cattle tick), 6482 nucleotides. RefSeq lists its product as uncharacterized. Gene Ontology annotation, cellular component: SCF ubiquitin ligase complex. The record is from RefSeq and is a predicted model, not a curated record. Gene Ontology annotation, molecular function: protein binding. NCBI's taxonomy places the organism in Eukaryota, Metazoa, Arthropoda, Arachnida, Ixodida, Ixodidae. Gene Ontology annotation, biological process: SCF-dependent proteasomal ubiquitin-dependent protein catabolic process.